Danaus plexippus (monarch butterfly) is the source of this 1929-nucleotide messenger RNA. Its product is annotated as coiled-coil domain-containing protein 130 homolog. Gene Ontology annotation, biological process: mRNA splicing, via spliceosome. Lineage: Eukaryota; Metazoa; Arthropoda; Insecta; Lepidoptera; Nymphalidae. The transcript is spliced from 4 exons. The record is from RefSeq and is a predicted model, not a curated record. Gene Ontology annotation, cellular component: U2-type spliceosomal complex; post-mRNA release spliceosomal complex. Bases 183 to 1229 code for a protein of 348 amino acids.
AUAAAACAAACGUCAAACCAAAGUUAUGACAUAGAUGUAAGAUAAUAGAUAUUGAUCUUCUUACCAUACAAAACAGCGAAAAUAUAAAUAAGUGUUCAUCGUUAUAAGGAACUUAUAGAUAAGUAUUCAAUAUAUGUGAAGGAUCUCCACAUCUCCUGAAACAAAGUUAACUGAUCCUAAACAUGGGUGAACGGAAAGGACAAAACCUAUAUUAUCCCCCCGACUAUGAUCCUAAAGUGGGGGGGUUAAAUAAAUUUAUGGGAACACAUGCCCUACGAGAAAGAGCAAGAAAACUGCACAUGGGUAUUCUUAUCAUACGAUUCGAAAUGCCCUACAACAUCUGGUGCGAAGGAUGCAACAACCAUAUCGGCAUGGGAGUCAGAUAUAAUGCUGAGAAGACUAAAAUUGGCAUGUACUACAGCACUCCGGUAUACCAAUUCAGAAUGAAAUGCCACCUAUGUGAUAACCACUUUGAAAUAAAGACAGAUCCUGGGAAUUUAGAUUAUGUCAUUGUAUCCGGAGCAAGACGUCAAGAAAAUAGAUGGGACCCAACAGAAAACGGUCAGAUCGUACCAGAGACCAAGGAGACCCAAAAACGUCUCUUUGAUGAUGCAAUGUUUCGUCUCGAACACAAAACUGGUGAUAUGGACUCCAGUAAACUUGAGAAACCGAGGCUGGGACGUCUGGUUGGCAGAAAUGAGUCUGUUUGGAAGGAUGAUUACGAGGCCAAUUGUUCUUUAAGGAGAAAUUUUCGAAAAAGAAGAAAGGAAUUAGAAGCAUCUGCUGUCAAUGACAACUUGCUAUUGGCUAGAUCUUCUCUAGACAUAAAACUACUACCGGAAUCCGAAGACGAUAGGAAUAUGGCUGCACUUCUGUCCUUGAGACCAUCGCGAAGCAUUGAAGAGUCCCAAAGCGAAACCAGAACCAAAAUACUAAAUACACCAGCUCUACCAAGUUCCAGCGGUCUCUUGACCAGCUUCGGUGGUCUUAAAAAGGAAGAAUCACUGAGUAAAAGUAUUUCAUUGAGCAGAAACGUAUUAGGUAUCACUAUAAAGAAGGCCAAGAAAGAAGACACCGACAGAGACAAAGAUGUACCUUUAAAAUCUGUAACACCCAAAGAAAUUAGCUGCGGAACUAAUGAUUGUAACAAAGAAACAUCUGUCUUGGGAAAUGAUAAGCCUAAAAUUUCUUUGGUAGGCGACUACAGCUCCAGUGAAAACUCGGAAUAAGUAUUGUUCAGGGUGAAAUAAAACAAGAGAAUAGAAUCGAAACAUAUGAUUAUUAUUCAAAUUGAAACAUGAAACAUUAACAAGCAAAACACUACAGAUAGAUGCAACAGUAACAUACAGGGAGCCUGUUUAUUAAGUAACUAUGACUAGAAUCUUUCAUUUUGCAAUUCCUUCCGUGUACUACCUUGAACUUUCCAAUGUUAAAAAAAACAUUAAACAAUCAAUAAUACGAAUUUCAUAUAUGUAUUAUCAUUAACAUGUUUAUAAUCGCUACACAUAUAAAAAUAUAUCUUGAAGUGUUACAUAUAUAAUAUUGAUGCAAGCAUUAGUGAUUUCAGCCAUAGAAAAUACAUGUGUUGUGUAUAGGAAGAGAUGAGUGUUAUAUUCAAGAAACACUUGCUAUGAGGCUAAGAAACAUUUUAACAAAUACGUCUGAAGACAAUUUGUUACAAAAACAUGAUCGUUGGUAGUUUAUAAAGAGUUUUACAAACAUUUUAAGCUCUGGCUUCAGCAUGAGGAAUAAAACAGUCGAGUUACCUUUGAAUGGUUGGUUGGAAGAACUUUUGGUAUUACUGAAGUAAUGAUUAUAAUACAUUCUUCAACAACUUGAUAGUUGUUAAUGUAUAAAUAAUAUUUAUAUGAAAAAGUGUAUAUUUCAUACAUAUAAAGAUAUAAACUUUUAUUUUAACCGUUAAACAAA